AUGGGGAAUUGUCAAGCUGCUGAAUCGGCUACUGUUAUGAUUCAUCACCCGGGGAACAAGAUCGAGAGAAUUUACUGGUCUGUUAGUGCUCAUGAGGUUAUGAACUCUAAUCCUGGUCAUUAUGUUGCUCUUAUUGUCUCAUCUCCUACUAUUAAGUCUGAGAAUGGUACACCGUCCAAACAUCUCAAGCUUCUUCGACCUGAUGACACUUUGCUCAUUGGUCAGGUUUACCGAUUGAUCAGCUUUGAAGAUGUAUUGAAGGAGUUUACUUCAAAGAAAUGUGGUAAACUCGGAAAAUUGCUUAAGGAGAGUGGUAAUCAUGGGGUUCAGAUGAAGCACAAAGAUUCCAGAGGUCCGAAUCCUAGUCCCAGUUCCAAAUCUGAGUAUGGUCAAGUUAAGGUCGAACAGGAAACCCAAGGAAUGGAAAACAGUGGAAGCAGCAGACGCAAUAACAAAGUUGUUGGAAGGCAUUUGGUUGGUGGAAGUGGGCAAUGGAGGCCAGCCUUACAGAGCAUUGCAGAAUUUGGAACUUAA
This is a messenger RNA of Lathyrus sativus (Indian pea), 534 nucleotides long. NCBI's taxonomy places the organism in Eukaryota, Viridiplantae, Streptophyta, Magnoliopsida, Fabales, Fabaceae. The record is from the annotation of a GenBank genome assembly.